Messenger RNA from Microsporum canis CBS 113480, 2130 nucleotides. RefSeq names its product regulatory protein amdR. Gene Ontology annotation, molecular function: zinc ion binding; DNA-binding transcription factor activity, RNA polymerase II-specific; DNA binding. The record is from RefSeq and is a predicted model, not a curated record. Gene Ontology annotation, biological process: regulation of DNA-templated transcription; DNA-templated transcription. The coding region runs from base 1 to 2130 and encodes 709 amino acids. Lineage: Eukaryota; Fungi; Ascomycota; Eurotiomycetes; Onygenales; Arthrodermataceae. The transcript is spliced from 6 exons.
AUGGAUGUCAAGCCACCUUCCCCGGCCGAUGAGAAUGGCCUCAAACGGAAACGUCCCGCUGCCUGUGUCCACUGUCACCAACGCAAAGUACGCUGUGACGCGCGCACCGUUGGGGUCCCGUGCUCCAACUGUAGGACGGCGGGGAAACUUGACUGCCGGAUACACGAAAAGAAGAAGCGGACCGCAUCUCGAUCUCUGCGGCACCCUGUCCCGAUCAGAUGCGCUCCCUUUCCCGAGUCGGACGAGCCUCAUGCGCAGGCAUCGCUGGCAAACCCCAUGCCCGACUCCCACCACACCACCAUGUCGAUUUUGGACAUUCCCGCGCAAAAGGAGGACUCGUACCCGGCUGCCUCGGUCAUGGACUGCUCGGAGACGGCACACCACUUCGGAGCGGGACAAGCAAUUGGCCAGCUGAUAGAUGAAGAGUCCACUCACCGCAAGAUCCAGAAGAACGUCAGGGUCAUCUACGUCGGACAGGAUGUAUCUAAUCUAAAUUUCCUUCUGCGGCAACAGCAUCUAGAUCGUGACGAUGAGGUGUAUCACUUUGCUACUAACGAGAUCUCACGCAAGUACAUCGAGUGUGGGUUCGAACAGGUCCCGAGAGAUGCCUUCGUUCUUCCCGAGCCCGCCCUCGCUGACGAGCUUGUCGAUGCGUAUUUUAAACAUGUCAAUCCCGGCUUCCCCAUCUUGGCCGAGGAUAUAUUCAUGGCACAGUAUAAAGGAAGAGACUCGUCAGACGCGCCCUCUCUCCUGGUCCUGCAGGCAGUCCUCCUCGCGGGCGCCCACGUCUCCCGUCCGAGGCCGAUGCGAGACACGCUCAAGGCUGCCUUCUUUCGUCGAGCCAAGCUGCUCUUCGAAGCGCGAGUUGAGCGCAAUAGAGAUAUAAUGGUCCAGGCGGCUCUCUUACUUACCUGGUAUUCAGAUCCAGUUGAUGACGAUGUAGCUGCGAAUGCUCAUUACUGGGUAGGCGUCGCUGCAAGGAUAGCCACCGGCCUAGUACCGCACGACAAACGUAUGUGGCGGAGAGCAUGGUGGAUACUAGUCCAGUUUGACGUAAUGGUUUCCUUGCAAUAUGGUCGCCCACAGGCAAUAAACCUGGAUGACUGUGACGUCGAACCGCUGAGAGCUUCCGACUUUGAAGGAUGCGGCAACAACAUUCAACAGGACUAUGUUAUACAGUUCACCGAGCUAUGCUGCAUGAUCUCUUUCAUAGUGAGGGAGCGGUUCGGCCUACGUAUCUCCCCGGAAAGACGUAAGGCGAUCCUCUCUGAGGCAGACAGGGCGCUUGCAAACUGGUCCAUCAAGCUCCCCGACACCGUCCGCAUGUCUACCACAGACAUGGAUGCCUGGCCCGCCCUACUCCAUCUUACCUACAACAACUUCCUCAUUCUCCUCCAUCGUCCGCAUCCACGUGCAUCCGCAGACACAUACGCACACAAUGAUGCAGAGAUUUGCAGUGCCGCCGCUGGCGUCAUCGUAUCUAUAUUUGAAGAGCUCCGGGAAAAGGACCGCAUCAAAUAUCUCUGGUCAUCCGCCGUCAACACACUGUUCACAGCCAUGAUCCAAAUAAGAGUCGAGCUGCGAUUCUCUAACCCUGUACUGGCCAUCAAUGCUCUGCGACGCUUCGACUCAACGCUUGUCACUCUCCGCGCCUUAAAGCAUCUUCCACCUCUUCGAGAGCUCCAACGCCUAAAAUACGAUAUGCAGAUGGUCAAAUCCAAGCAGACCAACACCGCGAGAGCUCGAGAAGGUGAUCCCAUCUCCAAAGUCAGCGAAGGUCCACCCCCACAGGUUGAGGCGCUCUUGCCACAAUCCCAGCUACAGAGCUGGUGGCCCAAGACACAAUUCAGCGAAAGGCUUAAUUAUUUCACGCAUUCAGAACCCAUCGUACCUGUCAGCGGGCCUCAACCACAGCAGCCGCAGCAGCAACAACAACACCCACAACCUUCCGAACAUCUCCCAGGACAAGGACCGGAUUGGCGGCAGUUGUUUACCUUUGCAGAGUCUGAGCCAUGCGGUGCGGUUGUUCCUGAAAACCUUAAUGAUAUGGAAGAUGAAUGGCGCGAGCUUUACUUGCACGAUCCAGGCUUGACGGACUAUUUUCAAGAGAGCACCUGGCUGCAAAGCUAG